AUGGCAUCGGAUAAUGGUCAGGAUGGAGACAUCUUCAACCGAGCAGCUCCGGCCUCUAUCUCAGCGCAUAUCGUUGACUUCAACGAUACCGAAGUAAAAGAGUAUGCGAGCUACUUCGUGAUGACCAAUAAAGAUAUCCUCACACCAGGUGAAUGUGCAGACCUGCUUAAACUCGUCAGCCCACCUAAUGGUGCCCCCUGGCCUGCCGCUACAGUGACUACUUACGAUAGCUACCAGAUCCUAGACCUCAAUUCCCGUUUCUUCAUUUUGAAUGACGCUCUUGACAUUGCUGGUCAGUUCCCCAUAAUCCAUAAUGAGACGUGGCGAGUCUCUCAGCUAAGACACGAGCUGGGAUUUUUAAAGUACGGUCCAGCUCAAUGCUUUAGGCCGCAUUGCGAUGGGCAAUUUGUUGACGAGGACGGGGCUAGAAGCUAUCUGACUGCUCAUUUAUAUCUGAAUGGUGAUGAGGACGUAGAAUGGGGCGCAACGAGAUUCGGAGUGGACUUUGAGCAUCCUCGGGAAGGAAAAUUAGAUAUUAAUCCUACGGCGGGAAGCUUAGUAAUUUUUCAACAAAGGGACAUGUAUCACGAAGGGGUUAUAGUGACAAAGGGAACAAAGUACACCAUGAGGACAGACGUCAUGUAUGAGAAAGCUUAG
Molecule: messenger RNA, 657 nt
Organism: Daldinia vernicosa
Lineage: Eukaryota; Fungi; Ascomycota; Sordariomycetes; Xylariales; Hypoxylaceae
Product: oxidoreductase domain-containing protein
Exons: 2
Coding region: 1-657 (218 amino acids)
Biological process (GO): peptidyl-proline hydroxylation to 4-hydroxy-L-proline
Cellular component (GO): endoplasmic reticulum
Molecular function (GO): iron ion binding; procollagen-proline 4-dioxygenase activity; L-ascorbic acid binding
Source: RefSeq, a predicted model, not a curated record